Messenger RNA from Triticum aestivum (bread wheat), 1034 nucleotides. RefSeq lists its product as uncharacterized. The coding region runs from base 549 to 950 and encodes 133 amino acids. The transcript has 2 exons. The record is from RefSeq and is a predicted model, not a curated record. NCBI's taxonomy places the organism in Eukaryota, Viridiplantae, Streptophyta, Magnoliopsida, Poales, Poaceae.
GAGCGGAUCCUCCACGCCGGGCGAGGCGGCGGCACCGCCAGAGAAUACGUCCGCAGCAGCCCAUCCGGCACCGCAUCGCCGUCUCCUUCCCCAUCCGCAAGGCAAGGCCUCUCCUCUGCCUCUGCGCUGAACCCUAGUUUCACUGAAUAAGUCCAUCUUUAUACGGCUGGAUGCCCUACGAACCCCAUUGUUUCUUGGUUUGGUUCGGCCCAUCUCUUAAUUAAUUCCCAUAAGGAAAACGUUUAUAAUCAUCCGACUUAUCUCUCUCUGUUUUAAGCCUCCUUCUCUAUGCGCCACGUGUGUGCGUCAGGCUGCGACUGCCCACCGCUUCGCCCCAACCUUAUCUUAUCUCUAACGCAGCUCCUCCACUCGUUUCUUCUUCUUUCUUCCUUUUACAUGCCAUCGCCAAGAGAUUAGUCAUGGCGAGCAGCCGAGCAUCACCACAACAGCUAGGAAAACGGAAGAGUUAGACACCGGCCGUCGGCACCAACAGCCGGAGCUCCUCCGUUGCAUCGCUCGAGGUGGCAUAGCGCACAUGGAGGGGAGCCAUGGUAAGGACCACCACAACAAGGGGAAACCGGGAGGUGAUGCCGGUGAUACAAAUGGCGCUCGUCGAUGAACGCCAGUGCUGCAAUGCACCAACGCGUCCAUGGCCGCCGUACUCGAGCGCCGGUGGCGGAGCUGCAAUGGAGCGCUCGACACCGGCGGCGGAGCUACAAUGGAGCUGCUCGGCUCAGGCGGCGGAGCUCCAAUGGAGCGCUCGGCGUAGGCGGCGGAGCUCCAAUGGAGCGCUCGACGCCGGCGGCAGAGCUGCAAUGGAGCCGCUCGGCGCAGGCAGCGGAGCUGCAAUGGAGCCGCUCGGCGUAGGCGGCGGAGCUUCAAUGGAGCGCUCGACGCCGGCGAUGGAGCUGCAAUGGAGCAGCUCGGCGCAGGUGGCGGAGCUGCAAUGAAGCUGCAAGUCGUCGGCUACGGAGCUGCAAUGGAGCGCUCGUUGAUGUUGGGGAACGUAGUAAUUUCAAAAAAAUUCCUACGCA